AUGUUCAUCUCGGAGUAUAAGAAGGUUGAGAAAAUAGGUAAAGGGGCAUAUGGAAUAGUCUAUAAGGCAAUACACAAAGAAACUGGAAAGGUUGUAGCUAUUAAAAAGAUUAAACCAAGUGAUAAUAAUGAGGGAAUACCAGCAACUACAAUUAGAGAAACAAUUAUUUUAAAGAAUCUUAAACAUGAAAAUAUAAUCGGACUUGAUGAAGUUUUGCAUGAUAAAGACAAUAUUUAUUUAGUAUUUGAGUAUAUUGAUUCAGAUCUUAAAAAAUUGAUUGAAAGAAAAAGAGAAUCAAAGCAGCAUUUUAACAUUGAUAUUGUAAAAUCACUUUGUAAACAAUUAGUAGAAGCAGUAACGUAUUGUCAUAAUAAAGGUGUAUUUCAUAGAGAUAUUAAACCACAUAAUAUAUUAAUAAAUUACGAUAUGAAACUAAAGUUGGCAGAUUUUGGUUUAUCUAGAUCAAUAAGCAUACCAAUGAGAGCAUACUCAUUAGAAAUUGUAACAUUGUGGUACAGACCCCCUGAAAUAUUACUGGGAACUGAAUAUUACGAUGCUUCAAUUGAUGUUUGGUCAUUAGCCUGUAUUAUGUAUGAAAUAUACACAACAGAGGUACUAUUUAAGGGAGAUAGUGAAAUAUCACAACUAGAAAUGAUUACAAAAGUUCUAGGAAGUCCCAAUCCUGAAAACUGGCCAAAUGUAAAAAAUAUGCCAAAAUACAAAGAAUUGAAAUUAAAUAACAACCUACCCAUGGGUCUUAAUUUAGAUGAUCCUCUUUUAGAAGACCUACUACUUCAAAUGUUAGAGUAUGAUCCACUUAAUAGAAUAACAGCAGAAGAAGUGCUAUCUCAUGAUUUUUUUAACUAA
Hepatospora eriocheir is the source of this 867-nucleotide messenger RNA. The record is from the annotation of a GenBank genome assembly. NCBI's taxonomy places the organism in Eukaryota, Fungi, Microsporidia, Hepatosporidae.